AUGGUUAGAGAGACUCGGCAUCUGUGGGUUGGAAAUUUACCCGAUAACAUUCGUGAAGAUCGAAUAAGGGAGCACUUCAAACGCUAUGGCCGAGUCCAGAAUGUCAAAUUAUUGGGUCGGACUGACAACGUUGCCACGGGUGUGGCUGCUGGCGGAACUAGUGGUGUAUGUGCCACAGUUGCCUUUAUGGACAUUAAGUCUGCAUCAAAGGCACACAACGCAGAACAUGUGCUGGAUGAACGCACUCUUACCACCGAAUACUAUGAGCCGGCUGCAAUACCAUCGGCAGCGGGUGCGCCCUCGGCCGGUUCUUCACCAGCCGGUUCUGGCUACUCAGGUUCUUCGUCCUCCGUGAAUUCUACCCCUGCUCCCGCUUCCGUGUCACGCUACCACCUUUCGGGUGGAGAAGAUAGUUCAAGUAAUACGUGUCCGAUAGCUGCAUCUGCAGCAGCUCCUGCUACGUGGCGGGGAACAAAUGACAGCGCUACCGAGUAUUGUCGUCGCGGCAACACGCCUGCAGCUUAUGGCAGGUACCAGCGCAACAACUCUACCGCACCUUACUCUACACCACCCUCUAACGUGGAAAGAACUACACCCCACCAUCGAUGGUAUGCGACGGGAGACAGAGUUUCGGGAGCGACCGGUGGUGAAAGUACACCAAGUACGCCUGGUGGUGGCACUGAGGGUGGGCGCCGACGUCGCCUUUCGGGGUCAGGCUCGUCGCGUUCGGACUCGAGUUCACCAGAACCGAGCGAUACCUCACGCGCUUCAACACCUGCAACACAGCCACCCCUCUCACACCAUACCAACCACCGAACACCACCGACGUUACAACAUCAAUGGGCCUCGACGGCGAAUGGUAGGCCGUUGGCAAUCUGUGUGCGAAAUCUACCUACAAGAUCUACUGAUAGCUCACUGAAAGAUGGUCUCUAUCACGAAUAUAAGAAGCACGGCAAAGUAGUAUGGGUUAAAGUAGUUGGUCAGAAUGCUGACCGAUACGCAGUCGUGCGUUUUAAAAAGCCGUCCGACGUGGAGAAAGCAUUAGAAGUAUCCCAGGACAAACUGUUUUUUGGAUGCAAGAUCUCCGUGGCACCGCACCAGAGCUGUGAUGAAGACGCAGAUUCGGCUAAACCUUACGAGACUGAUAUCGAUGAAUACCAUCCGAAGGCAACCAGGACUCUAUUUAUCGGUAAUUUAGAAAAGGACGUGACGCAACAACAACUCCGAGAUAAAUUCAAACAUUUCGGACGAAUAAUCGAGAUAGAUAUCAAAAAAGGGAGCAGUGGCGGCGCGGGCUACGCUUUUUGUCAAUACGCUUCUAUAUCGAGCGUGGUGGAAGCCAUUCGUGCAAUGGAUGGCGAAUAUGUGGGCGGAUCACGCGUUAAACUUGGUUUCGGUAAACCCGUAGCCACUACUUGUGUGUGGGUAGACGGACUGACCGAACACACAGAAAAGCAGGUGCUGUCCGCGGUGUCACGGUGUGGCGGCGCCACGUCGGUGUGCGUGGACCGCGCGGCGGGUGCGGCGCUGGUGCACUUCGAGCAAGCGGCGGCGGCCGGCGCUGCCGUGCGCGAACUGCGCCGCGUGGCGGCUACCGUGUCCGCCGCCGAACCUGACCAUCCGCGCCUCUGUGUUGACUACGCAUCGCGCGAAUGUCAGGAGGCGUUUUAUGAACAACUGGAAAAAAAUGGUGGCACUUCAGCCUUGUCGGGUUCUGAAAGAUUGACUGGUGAUCUUACAGUAACACGAUACAUGCCCCCGGCUCGCCAUGAACCCAUUCGAUACGACGCUUGCACGUCUCGAUCGCGGGGUUCCAGUUAUGGUCGUGGUUCUUCAAGAACUCCUCGUUACACUACGCUUGAACAUUACGAUGCUGCAGAUUAUACUACGGACCGACGGUACAGGGUAUACGACGAAGUGGGUUCAAGCCCGCAGCCCGAGGAUGUGCCCUAUGAAGAAAGGCUGCAGUCUGUAGUAGUAUCGCCACACAGAGCGCGACGGCACCGUCGCGACUCCAGCCCAGAGGAUCGCAAACACUCUAAGGAACGUCAUCGUAGUGCUGGCGCCCGACGCUCGCGUUCAGGUUCGCGUGGAGGAGAAAGACAUGGACCACGUCGGAGACAUAGACGUCGUCGUGAAGGUUCUGGGUCGCACUCACGUGCCGGCACACCUUUACGCGAUGAACCUGAUGCCCCGCCUGUGGAACCGCGCCGCACCCCUCGCGAACGUCCACCACUUCCUAUGAGUCUGCCGUUGCCGAAGUUUGCUGUACAGCUGCUACGCAGUGUGCCACCUGCGCCUCGUCCUGCACCUGCUCCCGCGCCUGACUCACCGCCGCGUCCCCCCUCUGCAUCUUCUUCUAGCGGAGGCUCCGCGCCACACUCGCCUUCACUCGAGGAGCGUAUUCGGAGUCUUGACGAAAAGCUUAACGGGUCACGAAUUCUAGCUGAUGCACCAGAUCGCAGUCGCCUCCGGCACCGGCUUCUCGAAGUUGACAUAAAUGAGGUGAAACCAUCGGAAGUGGUGCGUUCUCUGCUCGCAAAGCGGUCUGUGUUCGACGAAGACUCUGAACGGCUUGAAGGAGCUGGACGUGCUCCUAGCCCUGGCGCCAGUCCACGCGCUCGCAUUGGUCCAUGUACCCCGCGAGCGCUCCGCUAUCCAUUUCCUGCGCAUCCACCUCCGCCGCCGCCCACACCGCCAGCGCCACCGACUCCACCAGCACCACCUACGCCGCCCCCAGUACCUUCUACGCCACCCGCACCCACAACGCCUACUGAUGAUCGACGUAUGUGUCUUAGAACUCCUGAUAUUAUGGACAGGGAGCUGUUGGACUUAAAUGUACAACGUUCAUCUUUCGGGUUAGAACGCGAUUUGAAACCAUUUGCAAGAGCGCCCGAAGAUUUUCGUUCGAGUGACGGAGAAAUUGGUAUUCCUACAAUGAUCGAAGAAAAAGUGUUGAAUGUCGUUAUGGACGUAGGUGAAACUUCUCCUCAGAAUCAGCCCAGUAACUAUAGCGUUGGGACGAGUAAUCUACGAAUUCAGCCAGAUUGUACUAACAUCAAAUCGACAGAUGGCAGUGCGACUCUUGUAAAAAAAGAAGUGGUUAACCCCAGCGAUCGUGGGUGUUUUACUUUUCAAACAGAAGAUACCAGUGCUCGCGAUGUUAUGGAUAUGUUAUUAAAACGAGUUGAAAAUUAUCAUGAAAAUCAAAAACUUGAAUCGCAGUUUGAAAGAAAAUGCAUAUUCAUGAAGGAAAACGUAAUAAAACAAGAAUUCCAAAAAAAAGAAGAUAGAAUUGAAGUCAGUAGCGAAAGUGAAUUUGAUCCAUUGCGUAAAUCCGGUAAUUACAAAAAUAAAGAGGGCAUAAACGAAAAUCUCAUGUCCAAAGAAUUAAUUGAAUUUGAACUUCAACAAAAUCACUUAAAUGCAAGCAAUUCCAUUAAAUCUAGUAAUUUAGAAUUUCUGACUCAAGAAUCAAACAACACAGAUAAAGCUCUUAAAGAUAGACAAAUUAAUAACUACAAUAUUGCAAAGUUUGAAAAAGAGAACAUUCAGUUCGAUAAAGCGUUCGAUAAAGAAAAGUUUACACCUAUUAUAACUGAUAAGAAAAUAACAGACUCUGAAAAGAAUUACGAUGAUCGUGCGAAAAAUGAUCGCGAUAAAUCAAGACAUUGUAAAGACAAAAUUGAAAAGGAUAAACACGAUUCCGACAAAGAUAAAUCAAAAACUAAAUCUGAUAAGAACUUGGAAAAAUUACAAAUUCAAACGGACAAGACCAAAGUAGAAAAAGAAGGAGAAAAAAUUCACAAGGAUAAAACUGAUAAAGAAACGGAAAAAAACAAACAUCUUGAAGAAAAACCUAUACGGCAUUGUCCUGUUACAGUGAUAUCUGCAGCUAAGCAUGAACAUCGAAAAAAAGAGAGAAAUGAAAAGGAACCAAGAAAAGAUGCUGUAGACACAGAUUUAGCAGCUCCUAAAACGAAAAAAGAUGACAAAUACAAACACGAUAGAUUAAAGAAAGAAAGCGAAUCUAGGAGAGAUGUUAAGAAAGAUUCAGAUUCUGUAAAACAUCGUAAAUCAUCUCGAGAUGAAGCUUCAAGGGAUAUUUCGCGCAAAGAUUCUACAGAUUCUUCAACCUCUAGAACGUCUCAUGAAUCUUCUAAACUAAAAGAAUCGGAAAACACUGAAGUUAAAGAAGAUGCUAAACCAAAAUUAAGGCAUUGUGAUUUGUUUCAUAAACAUGAAAAUAAUAUAAAUAAAGAAUUACCCAUGAGAACUGAUGUCAAAGAAGAUAAGGAUUCUGCAAUACAUGCCAAAAGUAAAUGUGAAAUAACGAUAGAUCAUAAUUUAAAAUCAAAAGGGGACAAUAUCGAAAAACAGAGACACUAUUCUUUAGAUUCACCUAGUGUCGAGGCAAAACGCAAAGAACGAUUAAAUUCUAGUUCUAGUUUGCCUCCUAAUAUUGGACAUAAACGAAGAAUGUCUUCACAAGAUAGUCUCGACGCUUUUAACGAGGAUACUAAAAAGUGUCGAAGUGAUGCAAAGAUUCCUGAAAGAAGAAAUUCUAAAGAUAAUCGCGCUGAUAAUAAACAUAAAACUACUAAAUUCAGUAAAGGCCAUUUUGCCAAAAUCUUAGAAAGUAAAACUAAAGAUGACAAGAAAAAUCAAGUUAAACCACCAGAUGAGAUUUAUAAUGAAUUGAAGGAAAACGAUCGUAAUGACGUUAAAGGGUCUAAAGGUGUCGAUAAACCAAAGCCUUUAAAAAAGAGCCCAAAAGAGGAAGUUGAAGACAAAUAUCACAUGGACACACAUACACCACCCGAAGGAUUAAGAUUAGACUUCCUAGCUACAUUAGAAUUAAGGUCGAGUGAAGAAGAUGAAAAGCAAAGAGCUCUAAGAAAAGAAAUGAAAGAGAAAAAGCGGAUUCAACAGUUACAGCAAAUUCAGGAAUUACAAUUGCAACAAGACGCGUUACAGCAAGCAGAACUCAUGGGUAAAAUUAAAGAUGAUAAAAAACCUAAAUGCGAAGAUAAGAAAAAAGAAGCAGCCCGUGAAAAAAGAAUGUCAACAGAUCGUAAAAGUAGAGAUGAUAAAAUUGAUAACAAUAAACGCAAGAGUCGUAAACUUGUUCACAGCAGCGACAGCUCUGAUUCUGAUGAACCAAAGAAGCAUUCGAUAUUUGAUAUAGUCGAUGACGGUCCUAUAUACAUAUCUAUGUACGACAAAGUUAAAGCUCGUUCAUGCAAAAAUAUGCAAAAACAAGAAGAAGAAAAACGACAAGAAAAGAUAAAAGCCAAAUUUAGUCAGUUAAAACAAAGUCGAGCAAAGCGCGAAGAAAAGAAACGAUCUAGUUGGGACGAAGAUAGUGAUUCUGACCAGGACAGAAAAAAACACUCCAAAUCGUCAAUGGACAAUUCAACGGACGAUGACAAUAUGGUAAUUCAUUCAAGAAAACGGGAAAAAAUUCUUGGGCUGGAUUACGAGCGUGAUAAAAUAGAAGAUUAUUUCGAUGGCAGUACAAAUGAAGAUGACAUGCGCAACAAACUGUCUCGUAAAAAUUCCAGAACUCGGAUCAUGUCAGAUUCAUCAGAUGAUGGAAUUGUUAAGAGAAGCCUAAGCAAAAGUCCAACUUUCCUUGAAAUGAAAAAAGAAGUAGUUUCGGAUGCUGAAUCUGUACAGAGGUUAAAAGAUGAUAACAUAACAAAUUUAGAAAACAAUUGUAAAAAAAAAUCUUUGUUAAAUUUAUUUGGAAAGAGCGAUAGUGACGAUAGUAAACUGAAGCUAAAUCUUGAUAAUGAUAAUGGUUAUAAAUCAAGUUACAUUAAAUCCUUGUCGAAUGAUUUUUCGUCUGAAAACGAAUCCAUAUCUAACAAAAUCACUGGUGAAAAUAGGAAAAAACAUAAGAAAAAACAAAGAAGACACAAGUCGGCUUAUUCUGAUGAAGAAACAAAAAUUGAAAACAGUGAUACUAGUUUGCUAGAAGGAGAUCACAAGCAUAAGAAUACUAUAAAACAACGCCGAUAUAGUAAACAAAAAGAUAAAAGAAAAGAUAAAUUACGUGAUAGUAUAGAUACAGAUGAAACACGUGAUGACAAAAAUAAAUUGAAGAGAGAAAAGAAAUCUGUAAACAACAGCUUUGACAUAACUAAUGAAAGUAUCUCUAAUACCAUAAAGAAAGAAGGGAAAAUGGAAGACAUCUUUGGACCACUCUCAGAUGAAUCAGACAGAGAUACGCAAGUCCUUAAUUCUCAUAAAAAUAACUAUUCUACGCAUGACACAGACUCUGUAUUCUGUUCAAACAACUCUGAUUUCAAGCUAAAGGAUAAAGAGGACAAUAAACGUAGAAAGGAGAAAAAACGCAAGGAAAAACGAUAUUUCAAAGAAGACGAUAAUAGUUUAGAUGUUGAUGCUGUAAGUAAGGCAAUAGAAGCUCGGUUGUUUGCUGACGUAAUGGAAGAUGAUGACAGUGGUGCGAAACUAGAGACACUUUCUGAAACUCUAUCUAAAGUAAAUCACAAUGAUCUUAAGUAUAUGGAGGCUACUAUUAUUAACGAAAUAGCUAAGCAUGAUAAAUUAAAAAAAGAGUGUAAAGAAAAGAAAAAGAAAAAAAAGAAAAAUAGAGAAGACAGACAAAGCCGUAAAGAACAUCAUCACUUUUACAACCAAGAAAAGGUCGAGAAAUCUGAACACAUUGACCACGUUGCAGAAAGUAUAGAGACCACACCAAAAACAAUGUUGUUGGAUAUACCUUUGCCAAAUGAUGAGCAAACUGUAAACCAAAAUGAGAAAAAUGAUGAACAGUCACUUAUCCAAAGUCUGCCUAGAUUAACUGACAGUCCGCCGAUUGUAAUACAGUCCGAUGAAAACACGGAUUCUAAAAAUAUUAAUACAAGUGCGGACAUGGAUGAAAAUAAAAUUAAUUACUCGGAAAACAAAGAGAUUGAAAUUGAAGAAAUUCCAAUGCCUCCACCGUAUGAAACUCUCGUAACAACAGAUAUUAGUGAAGUACCGUUACCAAAAGAACCUUUACCGAGCAACUUAAAUCACAAUCGAGAAGAUUUUCUAUCAAAUUUCAAUAGCGACGGUGACUUGUGUGAAGAUGCGGUGCGAAAUAUUACUAACUCCGAAAAAGAAGUAGAUAAAGUAGAGAAAUCAUCAGACGUCGAAAUGUCGUGUAAAAUGGAUAAGAAAACAGAUGAAAAACCGAGAGCAAUCAUUUCACAAGAAGAAACCGAAGAUGCAGUGGCCGCUUUAUUGGGUGAAAGUUUUGGUGGUAAAGUUAAUGAUUUUUCUAAUUACGAAGAAACUGAAAAUAAUUCCACACACCAAAUUGAAAUAGAAAGCGCAACAAUUGAAAGUGAAAAUAUUCCUGAGGAAGACGCUGAAGAAAUGAGACAAGCCGUUCAGAACCUUAAUGCUAGCGAAAUGGAAAUGAAACCAGACACACCUGUCUCAGAUAAUGACUUAUUAUUAAUUGACACAGACACUGAAGAAGCUGACGAUACCACUCAGGACGCUAUAGAAAAACUACCAAUUAAUAUUAUAGCAACAAAUCAAACGUUAAAUACAGGUCCCGAUCUAAACAAGUCUAGUGACGUUCCUAACACAGUCGUUCCUCAACCUAAAUCAAUACCGCCUGUAAAUACUACUGCCGCUGACGCGAAUAUUACAGUUAGUGGACGGGAAGAAUCGGAUGUAAAGAUUCACUUAGCAAAGCGAGAGAAUCCGGUGCAGCUUAUGACAUCGACGGCGACACCUGUGAUAACUUCUUGGACCUUAAGUAAUAAUAAGUUGCUGGAACCUCAUUUGUUAAAUGUUCCUGCUAAUACUACAACUAUUCGAGAUAAGAGCGAAGUCAAACCAACACAUAUCACCGCCAAUAUUGUUCAAAUUAAAGGCGCACAGCCGCAGACCCAAGACUCAAAUCAUUCAGCAAGGCCCAUAUUAAACUCAGGUCGAGUGAAUACUCCAUAUCAGGUUAUCAAUCAAAUGGUUCGUUCGCCUUCAACUAACAUGCAACCCCCUACUAUAAAAAUUCCAGAGCCUCAUAUAUUAUAUCAAAAACCACAAGGUAUAGUUAUGUCACCUAGAAUGUCAAGUGAUCCUAGAAUGCAGAGCCCCAAAGCAAGCCCACAAAGUGAAGGUAUGACAUCACCACGACUUACAAAUGUUGCUAUCUUAAGUUCAUCUCCACAAAAUUUAAAUACUGUGGGAAUAGCUUCACCAUCUGCUAUACAACAAAGAUCUCCAGGACAAGUUACAGUUGUGCGAAUGCAACAGCCUCCAUUGAGUCCCAUUCAAGCGAUGCAUAUGUCACACGGCUCAAGGUCUAUGUUGUCACCAAACAGGCCCAGUUCCGUGUUAGUGCAAACUCAAGGUACUCCAAUCCAUUUUAACCGUUUACCUGUUACACCUGUCUUAGCGCCAAUGACUAAACAAAUAAAUGUAAAUAAUAUUGUUCAACAAAAUAAGGGCAUAAGUAUACCUUCCUCUACCAUAAUACAUCAGCAAAAAGUGGGCGACACUAGAAAAACUGAACAGAGAAAUGUCACUGAUAAUAGUACCGAAAAUGCGAAAAUAAUUUUAUCGCCAACUAAUCUCAAGCAUAGUACCAAUGCUACAGUUAUGGCUCAGAAUUGUCUAAUAUCGAUGCAAACUGCUAUGCACGUCAGUAAUAUGAGUUCACCUGUACAUUUAAGUAGUAAAGUUUUCAUUAAUACUGUCAAUCAAAUGAACGAGAAAAGGGAAAACCAAGCACAAAAACACGAACAAAUUAAUCAUGUUCCUUUUGGAUCAGCUCCAAUUAUACAUGUCGGGGGUGUAAAUAAUUCUACUACAUCUAUUAUACAAACUGGUACAAAAACUGUUUCAUGCAACUCGCAGGAAUCAAAUAAGAUAAACCGGAGUCAAGGUUCUAAUGUCAUACAUUCUUUAGGUUCCCAAAGAGUAUUGACUCAAACACCUACAAGUAACGUAAUUCAGUUAGAGGGAAAUAAAGUGCCUGUGACGACCAAAGUGGGAACAGUAUUGUCAAUGGCAACAAUAAGACCACCUUCAUUCGUAGCUAAACUGGAAUUAUCUAAUUCAUUAACCGCUGCAACCACUACUAUUACCAACGUAUCUCCCUUAUUAUUAAAAACAAGCAGUCCUACCACAUCGAUCAGAAUGAGUUCAAAAUUUGACAAAAGUAUAGAACAACACCCCUCAGUAUUACAAAAUCAUAUACGAGACAACGAAUCGAAAAUUGAUGAAAGCGGCGAGGUUAAGAAGUUAAAAGUAAAGGUGUGUGAUUUAAAAGAACAAAGAGACUUACUACCAAAUCAGUCUCCCUCUUCUGUUGAACAUAAUACCAAAUGUGAAACAGAUUUCGAAGAACUUUUAAAAGACAACACAAAUGAAAUAAAAGUAACAAACGAUCCCGAAAAAAAAUUGGAAGUUAAUGUUGGUAAAACUGUAACAUUAAUUACAUCUACAAUUAAGGAAGAAGAUAAUACUGUUGAUUAUGUUAAAAAAGAAACUUUAUCAGUGGAGUCAUUUCAAAGUCAACCAUUGGUUCAAAAUGUCAAAGACGAAAAAAACGAUACCAGUAAUAAUGGUCAAGCAAGUGAAAUGCCACUUAUAGAAAAUAAUACAAUGCAAACGAAUUCAACAGACCCUAUGACCAGAGAUAAUACCAACACAUCUAGUAAUGAGCCUAAAAAUGGCACUUCUGAAAAUGAAAAAUCUGAAAAGUCGGAAAAUUUAGACAAAACUUGUGAUAGUGAUUUUCUUACAUUGUUGCCAACUGACUCUGAAGUGAGUAAUAAUUCGUUAAAAAAUGAUGAAAACGAUUCUUGGAGUGCUAAAGACUUAAACAUAGAAUCGGUGAUUAAAAAAGUAGAUUCCUUGUGUAAUGACGUGGACAUUAAUACGAAAGAUGACAAAGUGUUUGAUCCUGUAAAAGUAGAUCCUAAAAUUACUGAAGACACAAUAAACAAGACAUUACACCUUAAAACUGCUCCACCUAAAGUCCAAACCGAUUGUAGUAUCAUGGAGAAAGCUGAAGGGCCUCUGUGUGAUAAUAAUAUACCAAUUGUUACCAAUAAGAGAGGUGGACGAAACAUUAGAGGUAGAAAAGCUGACAAAAAUCAAGACAGAGUACAAACUAGACAAAUCUCUAAACCAGCGAGAGGUGGCACUUCUAAACGUGGCAGAGGUAGAGCUAAGGUCGAUAAGAAAAUCAAAAAUUUAGUCAACAACAAUGCGAAUACUAUGCCAGGUGAUGUCUAUGAUUUUCACGAAGAUUCGGGUGAUGAAACAACAUCUUCACCUAAUAAAUCUGAAACACGUCCAAGAUUGAUCUUAACAAUAAAGAGUCCGCUAUCGGGUCAUUCCAAUAUGAUGGCUACCUCAACUUUAAGCAUAACUCCAAAAGAUCAACCGAAAUCGCUUGAAAGAAAUAAGGAGGAGAAGAGUGAGGAUUUCAUUUCGCCAUCCCCAAAUACACGAAAGUCUCGUAGGCUACAGGAGAAAGACGUUCAACGUACUACGGUGGACGAUGUUAUUGACGAUGUUAGUAAAUUGCCUACCAGAAUUGGAAAGGAAGGUAACAAAAAAAGACCGAUUAGACAGACUGUUAAUAAAACAGGACAGGAAAAGCCUGGUUUGGAUGUACGAAAAUCGCCGAGGGGUGUCAAGCGGACAAGAGAUCGAAGUUUGUCAGAUGCGUCCAUCGACAGUGGAGACGAGAGGAAUAACAAAGAGGGUACCAAGGAUGCCAAAACGCCUCGUAUAGAUGAAUCGUCAGUCCAGAUGGAGGCGGUGGUAGCACCGCUACCCACACCUCCACCUCAGAUACCACCAUCUACGCCGACGCCUAUAACUAAGCCUCCCAAGAAGAUGAUUUCCGAGAUAAGCGCAAAGUUAGCUUCCGUUUUUGAAGCUGCUGCUGCAGCCGGUAUCGCUGAUCGCACACACCCUGAUGUGUCGCGGUCUAUCAUCGAACCUCCUACUCCUUCUACUCAAGGCGGCGGCGAAGCUACGAUGCCGCGGCGUCUAGGUGAUGCCGUGCCCGGAGCACUCGUGGCAGUAGGCGCCACCGAAGCCACAGACGCGCGUGUGCAGUCGCCCGCCCUACCUCAUAGGCCUCCGUCUGCACCCUCUACACCAUCUAUGCAUCGACCCGCCGAUCGUGUCACGCCUGUGCUCAUUCGCUCCGUGCGCUCACGGUCACCUGCAGCUGCAGCGGCGGCAGCACAUGAUGAAAGCGCUCGAGUGUCUGGCGGUGCAGGGUGCCGACCCGAGGGCGAGGCACCACUCGCUGUGGGUGGUGCCGGAGCGGCGGCGGCCCCACGUGUUUUCCGUGGCUACGCAGCAACAGCAAGUUUACCACGCGGUGCUCACCACCCGCCGCAUCCGCCCUCGGACCACCAUCAUCUCGCUAAGCAGGUCGCUAUUGUCGGUCCACAGCCACAUCAACAUCAUCCAGGUGCCGCGUCUAGAGUAACUAUUGCGAGUGUACCUUCGAUCAGUCCCCAGGGUCAAAUGGCAAUGGGCGACGGAGUCUAUCCUCACUUUUCGCAUCAACAUUAUCAGAUGUAUCAACAACAUUUCCGCGCAACUCAGCACGAAAACAGAGCUACACCGUCGCCAUAUACACGAUCUCUGGAAGCGGAAGGGUCCGAAGCUCCGACACCGCCCCUGGAGUUGCGGCGACCGCCGUCCGCUCGAGUGCCCCCGCGGCCCGUUCAUUCUCCUGCACCAGAGCUCGCCUACCGCCCUACCGAGGCAGAGCCGAUGGACGCGUACCGGCGCGCCGACUGCGUGGUGCGGCGCGCGCCGCCCGUGGCCGUGUACGCGCUCAACUGCGCGCGCUCGCCGCCUCCCGCGCACGGCCGCUCGCCGCCGCCCGCGCACGGCACGUCGCGCCUGGCGGGCGCACUGCCGCCCGGCGCCGCGCCCGGCCCGCCCGCCGGCCCGCCGCACGCCUCGCAGGUGCCUCGGGAGGCGGACUCCUUGCAAAUGCUCCUACGGCGCUACCCGGUGAUGUGGCAGGGGCUCCUGGCGCUGAAGAACGACUCGGCAGCAGUACAGAUGCAUUUCGUAGGUGGCAAUCCUGGCGUCGCCGGCGACACGCUCUCGCGCCACGCCGAUGGCACCACGCCGCUGCUGCGCAUCGCACAGCGCAUGCGCCUCGAGCCGCUGCAGCUCGACCAGGUGCACCGUAAGAUGAAGAUGGAAAAUGAACACUGUAUGUUGCUGGCGCUGCCGUGCGGCCGCGACCACAUGGACGUGUUGCAGCAGUCGAACAACCUGACCGCUGGUUUCAUUACAUAUUUGCAACGCAAGCAAGCCGCCGGUAUCGUCAAUAUCGCACCUCCUGGACAUCAGCAGGCUAUGUUCACGGUCCACAUCUUCCCAUCGUGUGACUUCGCCAAUGAGAACUUAAACCGUAUAGCACCAGACCUCAUGCAUCGUGUCGCAGACAUCGCGCACCUGCUGAUUGUUAUAGCCACUGUGUGA
This is a messenger RNA of Arctia plantaginis, 12501 nucleotides long. NCBI's taxonomy places the organism in Eukaryota, Metazoa, Arthropoda, Insecta, Lepidoptera, Erebidae. The record is from the annotation of a GenBank genome assembly.